Molecule: messenger RNA, 1869 nt
Organism: Brachypodium distachyon (stiff brome)
Lineage: Eukaryota; Viridiplantae; Streptophyta; Magnoliopsida; Poales; Poaceae
Product: tankyrase-1
Exons: 14
Coding region: 83-1627 (514 amino acids)
Molecular function (GO): protein binding
Source: RefSeq, a predicted model, not a curated record
CGUUGGAGGCGGAGGCGGAGGCGGCGGACGGGGGCCUCCGGGCGGGUCCGAGCAGGGAAGCAGCGAGAGCAUCUUUUCGGGCAUGACCUACUUCGCCUCCCAGAACAGGAUGGGCCAGAUGACUUCUAAGCAGAGGGAAGGGCUUAAUAGCUUUCUGGCGUCGAGCGUGGAGACAAUGAAUCACCAUAUUGCAUCGUCGGGCGUCGACCCCAGCCUCGUCUGCAACAAAAUUAGGAGAGUGUUUUUUCUACUCCCGGGCGUGGUGCUCCAACAAUCCAAAAUUAUGGCUCCACCCAUGAUAUUGGAUGGCAUGGAUGGAGACCCCAGUGCGUCGAUGGAGGACUCUGGGCCACUGCAUGAGGUAGCAAGCACGGGGAAAAUGGUGACUUGCAAAUACUUGGUGGAGCAGGUUGGGUUUGACAUCAAUGCUGAAGCUAAUAAUGAUUCUGGCAUGACACCUUUGGCUUCUGCGGUGUCGCAUGGUAAAACAAUUGCUGCAAAGUAUUUGCUUGAUAAAGGUGCUGACCCCGAUAAGCAAGACAACAAAGGCUUUACUCCUCUGCAUUAUGCUACAAAAGAAGGGAAGGACCGACUAGUGCGACUGUUGCUAUCUAAAGGAGCUAGUGUUGAUGUAUUAUCUUGUGAAGGGACACCACUACAUGUUGCUGCCUCGUACGGGAAGUCUGGCAUCAUGCAGAUUUUGUUGCAGCACAAUGCAGAUCCAAACAGGGUCUCGGCAGAUUUAGGUACACCCAUGGCUGCAGUUCUUUGUGUUGCUUCUGGAAAAAUUAGUGAGCUUACUGCUUUAAAGUGCAUGAAGCUCCUUGUCAAGGCUGGUGCUGAUUUCAAUAGUGCAAAUCCUGAGACUCCAUUGGUGAUAGCAACUAACAAAGACUUAUCUGAAUGUGUAAAGUACCUGUUGGAGGUCGGUGCAGAUGCCAAUAUUCCUAGCAAUCAUGGGUGUAUGACACCAAUAGAAAUCGCUGCAAACUCUGGGAAAAGGAAGCUUGUGGAGAUUCUGCAUCCUUUCACUUCACCCGUUGGAUCUGUGUCAAACUGGAGCGUUGAAGGAAUUAUUGCCCAUGCAAAAUCAAGGCAUUCAAAGAAAACGGGUAAUCAAAGUGAUAAGGAUAGCAAGGUCCAGCUGAAAUUAAAUGCAGAAGAAGCAACCAAGAAACAUAACUCUAGUGCACUGAAGUUCUGUGCCAAGGACGACGGAUGUGCUACAGAUAAGAAGGCUGAGCUGAAAUUACUCGGUGCAAAAGCAGUCAAGCAGCAGGACUAUGCUGGUGCAUCAAGAAUCUAUAGCAAGGCUAUCAAACUGGAUCCUGAAGAUGCAGCAAUGUAUUCAAAUAGGAGCCUUUGCCAUCUAAAGAGUGGUGAAGCACAUGAUGCUUUGCUUGAUGCUAAUGCUUGCAUAAGGCUGCGGCCUAAUUGGCCAAAAGGUUACUAUCGAAAAGGAGCUGCCUUCAUGUUGCUCAAGGAGUACAAAGAAGCAUGCGAUGCAUUCGUGGCCGGAGGGAAACUGGAUCCUGCAAAUGUGGAUAUACAUGAAGCAUUUUGGGAGGCAGUUGAGGCAAUGAAGAAAGAUCAUUCGGCUGUACAAUGUGUCAACUCAUCUAAUUAGAGCUCUGGCGAGUUCCUGCUGGGUUUUGUUGUUCCUUUCCAGGUUCUCGUUAUGUAUUUGUCUGCCUGUUGACAUGUGAUGAAGUGGUGGUCUCUUGCGGAAAUGUCUAUUAACGCCACGUUACUCGAUAUCUAGUCCACUUGUCUGGGGAUCAAGAACUUGGCCCUCACAUCAAUUUGUAUUCAUACCAACCCAUUAUGUGUCGUACUUCCUCCGUUCCAUAAUACAAGGCACGCAUAAAU